AUAGAGUACGGGGAGAACACGUGAACGGACAUUUGGGCGCUUCACCGACCUCCCACCCUGUUUAAACACAUCCAUCUCAUUCUCAGGUUAGUUCCUCUGUCUCACUUCUUCAAUCCCUGUCUCAGAUGCGUUCCUUUCUGGCAAUCACAAGCUUUAAGUUGGCCAAGGUGAAGUUUUUAUCGGGUAAAGUUUCGAUCUUUCAUGUCUGCCUACUGUGAUUAGGGUUCUGAUAUAUGGAGGUAGCAGCUGUUUUACAUGUGUUCUCUGCUUUGUUUUCCCCAAGGUUUUUUGGGGGUUGCUGAUUUAUUUUGUUCUUUUUUUUUCUAAUUUAAGUCUACGAGAUUGUUGUUUCGUACUUGUUUUUAUGAAAAGAAAAGAUUUUUUGUUUAAAUCUGGAAGUUUGAAAAGUUAAGAAAGAUUGGUCCCUUUUAGAUCAUUAGUUUGUCGCUUUUGGAAUUUGAUAGACUGUUUGCUUAAUAAUUUAAACCAAAAAUUUCCAUUUUUCAUUCAAUUUUGACUGCAAGACCUGUGAUUUUGACCUCCUGAUUCAUGUUUGUCUCCAAGGCGAUGCCUAAAUCUCAUUGUUUUUAAGAACCAUGAGAUGCAUAGCAUCAAAGGCUCUUCCACGUCGCAUAAACCUGGAAAUAGCUUUCUCAAGUUCUAGAGCUUGCUAUGAAGGUAAGGAUGAUGGAAUGGAAGCUCUCAUUAAGAGGGCCCUCAAUUCGGGAACGAGAUGAAGUCCCUCAGUUUCAGUAGAAGGGACUUCCACUCGAUGGCUCUCAAGGUUUUUUGCCCGGAAAGGUUUCUACUUGAAGGUUCUGUAAAAUCAGAAACAAGGAUUUCCAUAAGGAGCUCCAAAUCUAGUCCUUUGAAGAUGAGAUCACUCGAAUCGAGCUUGAAUAUAUCGACUGAGUGUCCCAAGCACCAAGCUGCUGUGAAACUGCAGAAAAUCUACAAAGGAUUUCAAACUCGAAGGAGGCUUGCGGAUUGUGCUGUUCUCAUAGAACAGCGUUGGUGGAAAUUGUUGGAUUUUGCACUGCUCAAACUAAGUUCUGUGUCAUUUUUCGAUAUCGAGAAACCGGAAACUGCGAUUUCUCGAUGGUCCCGUGCAAGAACCAGAGCUGCUAAGGUUGGCAAAGGUUUGUCAAAGGAUGAGAAAGCUCAGAAACUAGCUUUGCAGCAUUGGCUAGAAGCAAUCGAUCCUCGACAUCGUUAUGGCCACAAUCUCCAAUUCUAUUAUGAUUGUUGGCUUCAAUGUGAGAGCAUGGAGCCCUUCUUCUAUUGGCUUGAUGUUGGAGAAGGAAAGGAGGUCAAUCUCGAAGAACAGUGCCCACGGUCGAGACUUCAACAACAGUGCGUCAAGUAUCUUGGCCCCAAAGAAAGGGAGGCUUAUGAAGUAGUAAUUGAGGAUGGAAAAUUCUUCUACAAACAGAGCAGACAAUUGCUGAACACAUCUGAUAGUCCUCAAGAUGCUAAGUGGAUUUUUGUCUUGAGCACAUCAAAGAAUUUAUAUGUUGGUCAGAAGAAAAAAGGUAAAUUUCAGCACUCAAGUUUCCUUGCUGGAGGAGCCACAUCUGCUGCUGGGCAAUUAGUUGUAGAAGAUGGAAUUCUCAAGGCUGUGUGUUCUCAUAGUGGGCACUACCGACCGACAGAAGAGAACUUUGAAGAAUUCAUGAGCUUUCUUGUGGAAAAUAAGGUUGAUCUUGGUGAUGUGAAGAAAGGUGUCGCUGGAGAGGAUCAUGAAUUCAAUCAUGAACUUCAAAAGAGCAACUCUGGGCUCAAAUUGUCUGAAAAAGAAAUCAGCACUGAACAUGAAACCGAAGCGAACGAACAAACACUAAGCAGUGAUCCAGCAGCACAGAGAUCUUCAUUUGAGGCAUUUAAGGAAGAAAACUGUCCCCUUGCUGAUCUCAAACCCUGUGGAAAAGAAAAGGACGAUGAGGAAGUAGGCAGUUCGAAAGAACUAGAUAGGACUAGUACAGAUGGAGGAGGAGAAAGUGCAGUAUCGGAAAAUCCUUCGAGUUCAAAAACCAAUUAUAUUUUCGUAAAAAAGAAUCUCUUUAGCAAGGAGCAAGAGCAAGAUGCAGGAGCUAUUGUGCCAUCAGAGUUGAUACUUAGGAGGAUCAAAUCCAAGAAUAGAAUUGAGUCCUAUCAGUUGGGGAAGCAGCUUUCUUUCAGGUGGAUAUCAGGUGCAGGGCCUAGAAUUGGGUGUGUGAGGGACUACCCGCCGGAGCUCCGAUUUCAAGCCCUGGAACAAGUAAACUUGUCGCCGAGAAGUGAUGGGGUGUCAAGAUUUGCUUCUCCUAGGAAAUCCAACAGUCCAAGAGCCAAGGAAGCAUCUUAGUAAGAACUGCACAAACCAUAGAUAUCAUAGAAGAAACCAGUCUCUUCGACAAAACAUGUUGAAAGGAUCGAAUUCAUCUUUUUGGUAGAUCUCUCCACAGAUGUAGAGUAUACUACACAAACUGUACACAAGAAAAUUGAUGUCACAGAAAAUAAAUUACACACUACAAGUUGUGGUUUUCAGACGGAUCUUAGUGCCAUUGUUGUGUUCAGACUGAUAA
Zingiber officinale is the source of this 2564-nucleotide messenger RNA. Its product is annotated as IQ domain-containing protein IQM2-like. The transcript has 9 exons. Gene Ontology annotation, molecular function: protein binding. Lineage: Eukaryota; Viridiplantae; Streptophyta; Magnoliopsida; Zingiberales; Zingiberaceae. Bases 734 to 2344 code for a protein of 536 amino acids. The record is from RefSeq and is a predicted model, not a curated record.